This is a messenger RNA of Triticum urartu, 2572 nucleotides long. The record is from RefSeq and is a predicted model, not a curated record. NCBI's taxonomy places the organism in Eukaryota, Viridiplantae, Streptophyta, Magnoliopsida, Poales, Poaceae.
GAAUUUACACUAUAAUUCUUGGACUCAUACACUGUAAUUCUUGGUAAUCGGCAGUGCAAGUUCACCAGUUUUUGCAAUCACUGGUACUUGCAGUGUCAUUUCCUUUGUCUACACAGUGUGAAGGCUCUGAUUAUUUUCUGUCUUCUAUUUGCAGCCUUGUUUUCGUAUGAUACUUCAGCACUGAAUUUCUGUCAAUUUCUGAAUGUUUCAAGAUUAGAGUGUAAUUUCCAUGCUUUUGUUGCCACUGUAAUUCUUGAUUCUAGACUUCAAAGUUUCACAACUGCUAGCGAUAACAUAUUCCAUAGUUUCUUGUUGUUUCUAAUUUUUGUGUCUAGUUUCUCUGAUUAGUUUCUUUUACAUAUUUUCCAUGAAAGAGGUGAAGCGGGUGAAGGGGUUGAAGAAUUGGUGUUGAAAUAGAAGUGUUCCUGACCUGGGGAUCAUUUGUUGAUUGAUUUUCCUGGGAUCUCCCUCAAUGUUUGGCUGCUGUUCUUCAUUCUUGCUGUGGUCCAGGGGGUCGCAAGCUGAUGGGCAGUUCGCUGUGGUCCAGGGGGUUUGUGGCCCAGGUUUAGUUGAAACUGGGUUAGAGCUUAAGCUGACCCGUGUUUUUUAAGAAAAACAGAUCAUACAGUAGAUGGGUUGGGUGCUUUUGGACAUAUAGGUGGAUCUGUUUAUACAUCAGGAAAUUUGAAUGUUGCCGAAUUCAAAAACAGUCAAACGCUAAAUAGACAGUCCCUUAAUUUAAUCGAGAAAUUGCCUAUUUACUCAACACUUCUUUCUAUCUGAUCCAGGAGUGACAUGCACACAGGCUUACCGGCGAGUCGGGUGCGCGCAUCGACCUGUACCAUCUGACCGACCUUGUCAAGGCGGGCCGGUGGGACGAGGCCAUCGACCAUCUCUCCUGCUUCCUGCCGUGCGACCUUGCUCUGGGCGCCCACGGCCGCGUCCUCCUCCACUUCCUCCGCGUGCACAAGGCCGUCCACGACAUCGUCUCCGGGGCGCCCGAGAGCCGUGCCGUCUCUGCAGCUCUCAGGAUAUGCUUCACCAAGAAUUUUACCAUCAACCACGCCAUCACCAAGCUCCGCACCAUCCUCUGGUCCCUCCACUCCUCCAGCGGAUUCAGGGACUCCCUGGACUUUGGGCGCGUGAGAGACAAAGCGGCGUCCACUGUCGUUUACUUGGCUUAUCAAACUCCAGAGUUGAGAGAACAUAUGAAAGAGGCGCGUGGCCCAGCGGAACCCCACAAUGUACUCCCCAUUGGCUUCGGCUUCCGUCCAAGGCGCCAUGUGAAGCGAGGCCCCAUCCCGGGCUCUGUUCUUGUCAAGCACUAUCUUCAUAAGAGGAGGAUGCUUGCUUCUUCGAUAUCAAGUCACUGUGAAGGGUCAAGUUCUGAAUCGUUAAUUAAGGCAAAAGAAUGGAUGGUGGAUCUUGUUGAUUCAUAUUUGGAAGCUGGUAAGCGGCAUCAAGGGUAUCCACUUCAAUAUGUUUGUACUCCAAUGGUACACAAAGGUGCUCCUGUUGAUCCAUUCUCGCGGAGUAAUCUUGGUACAUUCAGAAGUCCGGCUAGAAAUCCUGGCAUGUCAUCAGACACCGAUUUCGACUUGUUAGUCCUCAAGACAAAGGAAUGGGCGAUUUACCUUAUAGACUUGUUAGUCCUCAAGACAAAGGAAUGGGCGAUUUACCUUAUAGAUCAACGGCUGGAAGCUUGGCCGGACCUUAGUCAAGGGCAUGAGUAUCCAUUUCGAUGUGUCAAUAAGGAUGGUUUUCCAGUUGCCCGAAUUUCGCAGACUAUCCCUGUUACCUUGGUGGGGCAUGCUAAAAGUUUUGCACUUUCAUCACUAACAAAAGCAGAAGUUCCAUCCUUCAUUCAGGUGCUCCAUCCUUUGGAAGGUCCUGCUAGAAACUAUGGGAUCCCACCAGUGACAAAUGCAGGUGGUCUACCUUCACAGGCCAUGUCUGCUAUCUUGGCACCUCCUUAUGACCAGUUCUUGAUUACAACAGAGAAAGAUGCAGGUGCUCUGUCCUCAAAGGCCAUGUCUGCUAUCUUGGCAUCUCCUUCUAAAUAUAUCAAGGCAAAUGCAGAUGCUCUACCCUCAGAGACUAUGUCUCCUAUCUGGGCAUCUCCUUAUGAAAACUCUCUGGUCUCGACAAUGACAAAUGCAGGUACACAUAAGCAUUUGAGUCAAGAACAUUGCUAUACUGAGAAUGUUUGCCAGGAUUUCAGCCCAAGGAAGAAUCCAAGGAUGGAACUGACAACUGUUGGGCAAGGCUUUAAUCCGAAAAGGCAACGGACAACUCCAGUAUAAUACUGUUCGAGUGCAGGCUUCGCUGAUUGAAGGUAAAGCUGAAGGUCACCUCACACCAUGUUCUUGAGUGGUGGGAUCGACUUCACUCAUGGGGCUUCUAUCUUUGUGAAAAGACGCCCUGAUACUGUUAGUGGGCUUGUGGUGCUGCUGCCCCCAGCGUGAACUUUGUUGUUUUUAUUUUUUGUGAACCUAUGUUGUGCGUUCCGAUCGUACUUUGAACUAUGUAUUGUCGCUACUUGAGCCAAGUUAUGUCUUUUCUUUUUGUGAAA